CUAUCGAGCCCAGUUCAUCUGCCCCUUGCCUUAACCAUGCGCCUCACACGUGCGGCAAUGCGCGCUGAGGCUCAGCAGCCAGACAUCGAGACACCCGACGCGUCAACUGCACCUACAAUCAACCAAUCCAGCGAUGAUCGCGUUCCUUUGAGUGAUGUGUCUGGAAACACCUCCCUAGAGCUCGAAGCAGACGAUGCUGAUCAAGCCCCACCACCAAAAAUGCCAACCACGAAAAGCAAAGCCAAAGGCGGCGCAAAGAAAGGCGCAAAAGGAAAGAAGGGAAAGGCGGUCAAGGAAGACGACGCACCCGUGGCGGAUACCAUCCAAGAUGAGCCGCUCGCUACAGGGAACCCUGUUGAUGAGCUGGCAGAGCAAUCCCUUCAGAUUGAACGGCCUGCCAGCCCACCUCCUGCGCGCUCGUUGCGCAUGACGCGCCGUCAAUUGGCCAUGCAGGAGGAGCAACUCUCCAAGCCACUCGAGCCGCAGUCCUCCCUGCAGAACGAAAGCACCGCUGCUACAAAUGGCGAAGACACUGUUGCAGGAUCGCAACAGGAGAUCGUCGGGGAACUGAAAGAACCAGCUACAAAAGUAGAAGAAGAAACCCCAGCUGAACAAGUUUCCGCCGAAUCCCCACAAGAAGCAAAUCAGGAGGAGGCUAUAAAUGUGCAAGAGGAUGCUCAGCAAUUGAAGAUCGUACCGACUGGCAUGAAUCAGGAACCUCACGACUCUGAGGUUAUACCAACCACUCCCAAACACACAGCAGUAACCCCAACUGUGGAGGUUUUUUCCGAACCUGAACCAAAGACACUCACUUCCGAAAAGCCAUGCGAAGGGGAAACGACUCCAGCAGCAAACCGCACGCCUAACCGCCCAGCCUCGCGAAGUCCUUCCAGAUCGCCAAUGCGCCUCGAAGAGUCCAUCGAAGCAUUCGAUGCGCUGGAGGAGGCUCUCGAAAAUGUCGGAAAAGCCAUCCCUCUGUUCGACCAGUCAGCCGAUGAGGCUCCUGGGAAGAAGGGUCUGUCCAAGACACCAACACCGCCCAAGAAGAAGUCCCCGGCAGUCUCAAGGAUAUCACGAAACCCCAGCGCAGCACCUAAAUCGCUCAAGCCAGCCGCAUCUCGACUCUCCUCCGGCUCAUCUCUAGGAAGAGCUUCUAGCGUGCGUGCCACAUCCUCACAAUCUGCCAAAGAUCAACCAACCCGCAAAGGAUCAGGAGAGACAAGCGACUACCUGGCCUCCAAGCGCCGACCCAUCAGCAUGUCGUUUCCCGCGCCGCCUCCCCCUGUCAAAUCUCAACGAGCCCCCACGAAAUCAACAUUCCAACUCCCAGGCGAAGCCGUCGCCGCCAAACUCAAAGCCCAAAAGGAAGAACGACUCAAGCGCGAAGCUGAAGCCGGCUCAGCGAAGAAACCACGACCAAUCAGCAUGCCACCACCUCCCAAGUCCACAAAAGCCCCCACGAAACCAAACUUCCAGCUCCCAGGCGAAGCCAUCGCCGCGAAGCUCAAAGCACAAAAGGAAGAACGCCUCAAGCGAGAAGCAGAAGCCGGCAAUCAGCAGCAGCAACAGCGCGCACCAUCCUCGCGUCCCGUCAGCCUCGUGCUCCCCGCAAAAUCCACAAAACCCCCAACCGUGGCCAAUUUCCAGCUCCCGGGCGAAGCCGUAGCUGCAAAACUCAAAGCCGCAAGGGAAGAACGGCUCAAGCGCGAAGAACAGGAAGCUGAGGCCGCCAAGAAAGCUGCUCUGGCGUUCAAAGCGCGGCCAGCGCCUGCCCGGAGACCGAUUCCUUCCACCACCACGACGACAGCGGGCGCGCUGCCGAAACGCACAGCCAGUAUGUCAACGACGACGACGGCACAAUCUCGCACUGCGUCGACUAGCUCCUCGUUUUCUGCUGCAGCUGCACCUGCGACGGGAGGUGCAGUGUCGUCGCAGAAAGGCAGACAAGUCUUCAAUCGCGAUAAAUUGGAGAAGGAAGCACGAGUGCGUGAGCGCAAGGAGAAAGAGGAUGCUGCUAAGAAGGCGAGGGCUGAGGCGGCGGAGAGGGGCAGGAUCGCGAGUCGAGAGUGGGCGGAGAGACAGAAGAGGAAGCUCAUGGGUGUUAUGGGUGGUGGGAAAGGUAAGGAGGGAGAAGGCGCGUCGUGAGAUUCUGAUCUCCUCUUUUUUCAAUAUCUUUCUUCUUCUUGGGCAAAUGGGGUAAGUGCUUCCAUGUUUCGUGUUUUGAGACGUCGCCUGUGGCUGUUACUUUCUGUUCUUGAUUUCU
Periconia digitata is the source of this 2263-nucleotide messenger RNA. The record is from the annotation of a GenBank genome assembly. Lineage: Eukaryota; Fungi; Ascomycota; Dothideomycetes; Pleosporales; Periconiaceae.